Dentiscutata erythropus is the source of this 2328-nucleotide messenger RNA. NCBI's taxonomy places the organism in Eukaryota, Fungi, Glomeromycota, Glomeromycetes, Diversisporales, Gigasporaceae. The record is from the annotation of a GenBank genome assembly.
AUGUCUGAUGAACUAAAAGAUGAUACUGCAAGUCAGAUCGAGGAACUUAACAAAAAAAUUUCUGAAUUAUUGGAAGAGAAAACAAAAUUAUCAAGUACAGUAGAGAGUUUACAAGCUGAUUAUGGAAAAUUAAAAGCUGAUCACUCGAAUGCAAAAGAGGAGGCUGCAAACCAAAUAAAUAGCCUUGAAGAAGAAGUUGGUCAACUUAGUGAACAACUAGCACUUGCUCGUAACGAGGGUGAUGAAUUAAUUGCUGAGUAUGAAAGAGAAAGUAAGAAAUUGGAGCCCCGUCUUAAGCAACUAGGUGAACAAAACAGAAAUUUGGAAAAGCAAACAAGACACUUAGAAGGUCAAAGAAAUGAAUUACAAUCACGUAGAGAUUGUUUAACUUUAGAGAAGGAUAAACUUUUAUCACAACUUGAAGAUCUAACAAAGAAUAUAGAUUUCCUUGGUAAAAGCAUAAAUUCUUCAAAAGAACGUCAUGAAUCUAAAAAUGAUGAACUUUCAAAGCAAAAUUUAAUAUAUGCUGAGGAAAUUAAAAAAAUCGCUCAAUCAAAUGAAUCUUUACGAACUGAUUUGAAUCAAAUGGUUGCUGAAAAAGAAGGUUUAGAAAAACAAAUUGAAUUAAUUGAGGCUGAAGCUCAAGAUCUAUUGAAAAAGGGUGAAACCUUAGAAGAUAUUAAAGAGAGUUUGAAAUCUAAUAAACGUUCAAAUCUUGAAAUUAAUGGUCAAGGGAGUAAAUUGCCCGGUCAUGAUAAGGUGAUUGGGAAAUCUCGUGCCAUAAACUCUACGGAUAGUAUAGAUAAGCUGAAAUUAGAAGUUGAUCAAUUACGUGAAAUGGUGGAUGUGGUACAUAAUACUUCCGAUGAAUUAGACUCUAAAUCCGUACAGAUAACGCAAAUUCAUGCUAAAGAAUUGGAGGCUCUUAAACAUAGGUGGAAUGAAGAACGAUCGCUAUUAAAAGAAUCUAGUACAAAAACUAAAGCGUAUCAGUUAGCAGGAUUGGAAAUGAACCACAAAGAACUAGAAAAUUCUUGGAAACAAGAAAAAGAAACGUUCAAUAAAAAAUUACGCAUACAGAAAGAUUCUUAUGAAAGAGAAAUAAAAUCUCUACAAAAGGAAUUGCAAUCAGUUACAGCUAAUAAGAAAGCUUUGACUUUAGAAAAGGCUGCUUUGACAAAAGAAAAAAAUGAAUUAUUACAACAAUUAGACAAUUUGCAAAAGGAAACCAAUCGACACGCCAAGAAAAACACUUCGAUUAAUGAGCUUGAAACACGAUUGAGACGAUUACAAAAAGAGAAAGAAGUUACAUCUGAGCGUGCGACUCAAAAAAUAAAAGAUUUACAAGGAGAGCUUCAAACGGAAAAAGAAAAGACAUCAAAGUUAAACAAAGAGAAGAAUGUCGCACUUAAGGAAAAAUCCGAAUUACAAAGAAAAUACCUAAUUUCUAAUGAGGCGAAAGAAUCCCUUGAAUCGGAUAUUCGCGACGAAAAAGAACAUAUUAAAGCGCUUGAAGUCGAAAUUCAAAACAUCACCGAUCAAUUUCAAACUGAACGACGAGAUCACCAAUCCAAAAAUGAACAAUUAUCAAGAUAUGAAGAUGAAUUACAAGCUGUUCAAGAGCAAUGUAAUAGAUUACGGGACGAAAUGGAACAAUUGCAAGAUAAUUUUGGUGUUGAACGAAAUCAAUAUAAACAACAGCUUCAAAGGAUGGAGGCUUCAAAUAAAAGACGUGUUGGUGGUUCAAUUGAAGAUGGUGAAAUCAAGACAUUAGUGGACGAAAUUUCUAGACUGAAACACGAGUUGUCUAUGAAAAAUAGCCAGCUCCAAAAGCUGCAAGAAUCAGCACAAAAUGAAAUUAACUCUUUGCAGGAAGAAAUUCAGUCGACUCAACAACAACAAUUGGCAUUAAUAGAAAAAAUGCAAGCCAUUAAUUCUAGUAAUAUAGAAAACGGCCAGAGGGAAAGCAGAAAUAUUCCUCCAGAAUAUCAGAAAAUGCUUGAAGAAAAGGAUGCAAAAUAUAGGCACAAAUAUCAAUCUGAGCUAAUUAGUGAACGAAUGCAACAUGUUGAAGAUUGUAAAAUGUUACUUAAUGAAGUACGAUAUCUUAAAGCAAAAUGCUAUCGGGAAUCUAGAUUUCGCGCUGAUUUAUGCUAUCAGAAAAAAUUUUUAUUGGUACUCCUUGGUGGUAUGGAAUCAUGUGUUUGUGCCAAUAGCAUUGUAACUUCUGCUUAUGCCUGUUAUUUAUCUAUUAGAAUAUUUAGAAGCUCAUGGACUCGAAAUAAAGAAUUAAAACGAAAUAUCCAAUUGCAACAACAACGCUAUUAA